This is a messenger RNA of Eupeodes corollae, 921 nucleotides long. RefSeq lists its product as uncharacterized. Lineage: Eukaryota; Metazoa; Arthropoda; Insecta; Diptera; Syrphidae. Gene Ontology annotation, molecular function: nucleic acid binding. The record is from RefSeq and is a predicted model, not a curated record. The transcript has a single exon. Gene Ontology annotation, biological process: DNA integration. Bases 1 to 921 code for a protein of 306 amino acids.
AUGCCAAUGAAUAGAAUUACUAGUUUCAAUACGAUUCGAGCAUUGAGAGAACUAUUUUCAAGAUUCUGCAUUCCAAAAACAAUUGUUUCUGACAAUGGGAGCAAUUUUACAUCUAAAGAGGUAAAACAAUUCUUAGAUAGCAAUAAAAUUCGACAAAAACUUACAUCUCCUGCACACCUAUCUACAAACGGACCAGCAGAGCGGUUCGUCCAAACACUAAAAAAUGGUUUACGGUCAGCUGUGAAUCAUUCGGGGGACAUGCAUACCAAACUACACAGGCUUCUAAUGCAGUAUCGAAAGACACAGAGCUCAACGACCGGUAAAAGCCCAGCAGAGAUGAUGCUCAAAUUUAACCUUCGUACGAGAUUGGACUUAAUGCGAGAAGCCAACACUGAUCAUGCACGAGACUUAGGAGAUUGUAAAAGAAGCGUAGGCGUGGGGGAUCGUGUUCAAGUGAGAUUUUAUCAAAAUAAAGAAUCUAAAUGGAAAUUCGGUAGAGUUGCAAAAAGAGAUGGUUAUUUACAUUAUAUUGUUGAUAUUGAUGGUGUUUCAUACCGUAGACAUAUAGAUCAAAUAAGAUGCACUAAUGUUGAAGGUAAUACUAGUUCUGAAUUAGUUUCAAAAUUUAUUCCUACAGAUACACAACUUCCCACAGUCAUAAAUAAAGAAAUCCCUGAAAAGUCAAAUCUGUCCUUAGAGAAUACAGUGACAUCUAAUGACAAAACAACAGAAAUUCCUCAGAACAUGAAUGAUACUUCUAACAUGGAAGCUGUGUUAUCACCACUCCCAUCAGGAUCAAUAGAAGAGUCCGGCAAACUUGCAGGGCUACCAGACCAACCAAAAGACUCAGACCAAGUGGUUGAAGCAAGAAGAUCAACCAGGAUCCGACGUCCAGUUGUUCUAUAUCAACAUAAACCUUAA